Thlaspi arvense is the source of this 849-nucleotide messenger RNA. The record is from the annotation of a GenBank genome assembly. NCBI's taxonomy places the organism in Eukaryota, Viridiplantae, Streptophyta, Magnoliopsida, Brassicales, Brassicaceae.
AUGGUAACAGGCGCGGUCUCCGCCAUGGCGGCAAAUCAAGCCGAGCGUUUAAAGGAAGACGGUAACAGUUGCUUUAAGAAAGAACGUUUCGGUGCCGCCAUUGACGCUUACACCGAGGCGAUAACCUUGUCUCCGAAGGUUCCAGUAUAUUGGACAAAUCGAGCUCUUUGCCACAUGAAGCGAAAGGACUGGACUAGGGUUGAAGAGGAUUGUCGCAAGGCUAUUCAUCUUGACCACAAUUCCGUCAAGGCCCACUACAUGCUAGGACUUGCGUUAUUGCAGAGGCAAGAAUAUGCUGAUGGAGUCAAACAGUUGCAAAGGGCUUUAGAUCUUGGAAGAUGUGCAAAUCCAACAGGAUAUAUGGUAGAAGAAAUAUGGGAAGAGCUUGCUAAAGCAAAAUACAUGGAGUGGGAACUGGUUUCUGCGACACGCUCGUGGGAAUUGAAUAGCUUGAAGGAAACUUGUGAGGCUGCUCUUAAUCAUCAACGUGCGUUAGAUAUGUCUCGAACAGAGGAGUCCUCGGAAGAAUCUUAUUAUUCCCAUACUGAGCGGUUGAAAGCUCUUGAUCGAGUGUUUGAGAAAGCUGCAGAAGACGACAAACCAACUGAGGUGCCAGAUUAUUUGUGUUGCAACAUUACUCUAGAGAUAUUCAGAGAUCCUGUGAUUUCUCCAAGUGGGGUUACAUAUGAAAGAGCAGCAAUCCUGGAACAUAUUAAUAAGGUGGGGAAGUUCGAUCCAAUAACGCGUGAAAAACUCGACCCAUCAAAACUCGUACCGAAUCUGGCUAUCAAGGAGGCAGUGGCUGCGUAUCUAGAAAAACACGUCUGGGCUUACAAAGUGGGUUGUUGA